Messenger RNA from Eleginops maclovinus (Patagonian blennie), 6450 nucleotides. It is a transcript of the gene hmbox1b, whose product is annotated as homeobox containing 1 b. The transcript is spliced from 10 exons. Gene Ontology annotation, molecular function: double-stranded telomeric DNA binding. The record is from RefSeq and is a predicted model, not a curated record. Gene Ontology annotation, cellular component: nucleus. Bases 330 to 1841 code for a protein of 503 amino acids. Gene Ontology annotation, biological process: positive regulation of DNA-templated transcription. Lineage: Eukaryota; Metazoa; Chordata; Actinopteri; Perciformes; Eleginopidae.
UCAGCGAGCCUCAGCUCCACUCGCUCUUAUUUCAGGGAUUUGUAGUUUUUAGUGUAACGAACUCCUACGCCCGGCAGAGGCCUUUGUGAGAGUAAAACUACAGUUCCCUCAGAGCUACUCAGAGGUGUUAGUUGUCAAUAUGGCUGUUGUCAGACAGACAAAGCAGAGAGGCAAAUAAUUCGCCUCUGAUUAGAAAUCCUUGGAAAGGGGUCGGACAGGGCACUGUAUUCAUACCGCCUUACUGUUCGGCUGCAGUGAAAGACACAGCGGGUCUUUGCUCGAGUUACAAAGUUAAAUGGUUAAGUGGACGAUUUGAACCGAGCAGCAGGAUGUCUGAGUUCAGCGAGGAGCCGCGCUUCACCAUCGAGCAGAUAGAUCUGCUGCAGCGGCUGCGUCGCUCCGGCAUGAACAAGCAGGAGAUCCUGCAUGCGCUCGAAACUCUGGACCGGCUGGACCGGGAGCAUGGCGACAAGUUUGGCCGCCGCACAUCUUCCUCCUCCUCCUCCUCGUCCUGCUACGGAGUAGGUGGGGCCAACAGCUGCACCAACAACUCUGCCUCCAACACUACUACAUCACUCAACAAUAACAACACUGCCUCUGCAACCACCACCUCUUCCGUGACGUGCAACGGCAACACCACCACCGGCGAGGGCGAUCACUCCGCGCCCGCCGCGUCUUCCACCACCUCCAAAAUCUCCACCGCCACGCAGACGCAGUUCGGCAGCGCAGGGGGGCUCUCGCCGUCUCCAAGUAACAGUUACAACACCUCCCCGCCUCCGGGACCACCGCCGCCUUCUGCCAUCUUGCCCUCUCCGGUCUCACUGGUGGCUCUGACGCAGAACGGCCGGGAUAGCCUAGCCGCCACACCCAACGGGAAGCUGUCUCCUCCCAGAUACCCAGUGAACAGCGCGGCCGCAGCACGAGCGUUCGGGUUCGAAGCUACAGAAGAAGACCUGGACAUCGACGACAAGGUGGAGGAGCUGAUGAGGAGGGACAGCAGCAUGGUGAAAGAGGAGAUUAAAGCGUUCCUGGGGAACAGGAGGAUCUCUCAGGCAGUGGUGGCACAAGUUACCGGCAUCAGCCAGAGCAGGAUCUCCCAUUGGCUGCUGCAGCACGGCUCCGACCUGAGCGAGCAGAAGAAGAGGGCCUUCUACCGCUGGUACACGCUGGAGAAAACAACUCCAGGUGCCACUCUGAACAUGCGGCCUGCUCCGUUACCUCUGGAGGAUAUGGAGUGGAGGCAAACCCCACCACCUAUCAACACUGCCCCCGGAACGUUCCGCCUGCGCCGAGGGAGUCGCUUCACCUGGAGAAAAGAAUGCCUGGCCGUGAUGGAGAGCUACUUCAACGACAACCAGUACCCGGAUGAGGCCAAGCGGGAGGAGAUAGCAAACGCCUGCAAUGCUGUUAUUCAGAAGCCAGGGAAGAAGCUGUCCGAUCUGGAGAGGGUCACCUCCCUGAAAGUUUACAACUGGUUCGCCAACCGCCGCAAAGAGAUCAAGAGACGGGCCAACAUUGAAGCCACAAUCCUGGAGAGUCAUGGAAUAGACGUCCAGAGUCCGGGGGGACACUCCAACAGCGACGACAUCGACGGAAACGACUUAUCAGAGCAGGCAUUUGACCUGCCCUAUUUUGACAAGAGACCUCUCAGCCGACCUUUUGGCCUUUACCGCCUGGAGCCCACCUCGCCAACACAGGAGGACGGCGCGGCGCACAUCGAGCACCAGGACCCCAUCUCGCUGGCUGUGGAGAUGGCUGCUGUCAACCACACCAUCCUGGCCCUGUCCAGAACCGGGGGGGUCCCAAACGACAUCAAGACGGAGUCCCUGGAGGACGAAUGAACUGCACAGGAAAGCGGAAGAGAAAUGACUGUCAAAGAAAGGAGGAGAAAAAACAGGGAGAUAAAAAAACAAACAAACAUAGACCAAAAUAAUGUUACUUAGUAAAUCUGGAUCCGUCCCCCCCUCUCAGCUUCCCUCCUCCAACACAGUCAAUGUAAACAGUAAUCCCCCCCCCCCUACCUAAUGUAUUGACACAGCUGGAGGAAAUGGGUCUCCUAAAGUGUUCCACGGAAAGAAGAUAAAGGGGGGAACCCAGGCCUUCAACCCCUGAAUCAGUGACCCUCAUCUGGGAUUGUAUCUCCCUUCUCCCCCCUCACAGGAUACCUCUCCUCUUACUCCCCCGUGCUUCCCUCUCCAGCCUGGUUGUCUGAGCCGAUCCUCAGUCUAUAUCACCUCAGCGUCAACCUCAAGAAAAAAAAAACAACGUGUACUGUAUAUAUAUAAUAUAUAUAUGGUUCUUAUGGUUCUCAGUCACACUCUACCUACCUGCGUAACCCUCAGAUUAUCCUCUUCAUUGUGCAGUUCAUCGGAAGAGCGACUUCCAGCAGCUGUCUGGGGAAAGAUGGAGGGAGAGAGGUUCCUCCUCCCCCUCUCUGGAAGGAUAAUCAGAAGCAUACAGUUGCUGUCUUACACCCUCAUUUCUUAGUGGAGUGGCUUUUUACAUGAGCCGCUGUUGGAUGAAAACCUCUAAAAAGAAGUAGCCUUAAUUUCAUACAGGAAACUACACCUUUACUUUUUGCAGUAAACACCUCGUUUUUUCCCUGAAACUACCACACACUUUUUAGUAUGCAUACAAACUGUAAAGGUUUAUAUCCAACAGCAGCAGUGGUUUCUUUCACCUGCGUUUAUACUUUUUUUUUUUGCCUAGAUGGCGACUGGAUCUACAAUCAUUUAGCCUCCCAGUGACACUACUGUUCAGAACUCGAGGGUAUGAAGGUUAAUUUAGGUUCAAUGUGAUAAUCAAGCAAAUGUAAGCUAUUUAAUAAGGGGAACUGUGCUUUGUUUUCAUCCAUGCCAAAGGAAAAGAUGCUUGGAGCUAAAAGCUUAAAGGCUAAACUACUGUAGGACUGAUCUUUAAAAAAUGGUGUUCAUCCAAAGCGAUUUCUGCUAGCUCCUUUGGCGCACGUAGGGCAUUUCCUAGCUCGGUGAAGCCUCUGGAGCUAGCGCACCGUCGUACGUGGUUCUGACACUACAGCAGACCUGUGUGGGGAAAGAUAGGUAUUAGCAGCCACACAUAUAACGAUAAAUUACCCCUAAGCUAUUUACUACUUGUUCUGUGAAGCUGCCUCUUUAUUAUAACAGAAAGAAUGUGCUUUCAGAGAUUUUUUUAAAACAUCAAAUUAGACUAAAUCCACACUGGAAAUGGUUUAGAAUAUCAAAAGAGGCGAUUUAAGUUUUUAUUUAAUCUAUAUAGCCUCAAAGGCAAAAGCACCACGGAAUCAAAGAUAUAGGAAGUGGUUGUAUUGGAAAUACAUUUUCCACUUUUUUGCGCCGGGUUUAAGUUUUCCAAAACCAUCAAUCAACCAAGAUAAUCAUCAUGCCAUAAGAAGAGACAAAGUGCUGUCUUUCUUAAGGCUAAAGUCUCUUAGUUCUCACUUCAUGUUGAGUAUUAUCUCUUUUUAAAGUCCAAGAUUGAUAAAUGGAAACGAUUAAAAUAUAGUUUGAGCAGAAUUCAAUGUGAGGAUUGAUACUGCCCUCAUGUCUGUACGCUGAACAUGAAACUGAAGCCAGGAGACCGUUAGCUUAGCUUAGCCUAGCAUGAAGACUGCUCGAAUGUGCUAUAGCUAGCAGUCUUCAUGCUAGGAUAAGCUAUAGCUCACUGCUAGGUUAAAGCACAUUAAUUAACUCAGUUUAUUUUGUGUUACUACAGCCAUACAACAAUAUAAGUAAAAACAAAACAAGUCGUGGUGUUACAGAUGGUUACACGCUGAAGUAACUUUUUAUUCUUUUGCUGGAGCUAUAACCGAGCCAAGCUACCCAGUUUAUUUGCUAGGCUAAACAUUUUUUAUCGAAGGUUAGAUUAGCAUAUAGACACCUUCUCUAUUUAGCUUCAUAUUCAGCUUCAUGUUUAGCGUACAGCCAUGAGAGUGGUAAUUUCUUUUCUGUUUUCGCCCAGCAAGUAUUUAAAAAGGUCAAUGUCAAACGUGUUGUUUAAAGGAACACAUGCCUUAGUGAUGGUUUUGGAGGACUGGGGAAAUAUUCUACUUAGCGGGAUUAAACUCAGCAGUUAGCUAGUUAUACGCACAUGUAAUAUUAUGUUUAAAUAGGCAAAUAUGGACGUUAAUGCUUUUAAAUAAUCUAGUAUCUGGAUCCUGCUUGUAGAAUAUCUCCCAGCCCUGGGCUCUAGUUUAGUAUAGCUCUAUUUAAAUUAUCGCUUCUCUAUGUACGAAGCUGCGAUUACAGUGACUUGGUACUAGGAACUGUGUUUCAAAAAGAAAGGGUUGAAAGAUAAAACCAAUAUGUAUUUAUACUCAUUUUUUAUGGUAAUGUACAAAAAAGAAUGACAUAUGUUUUCAAUUGAAACAUGCUUAUAUUGUUAAGCUCAUCCUGCAUUUAAAUUUCUCCUGAAUCAUUUUUUCCAUAAUCAUUUAAAUUUAGUUUUAUUUGUGUCAUCCCUCAUUUGACUGAACAACAGUCUCCCUGUUUGUGUCUGAGCUAGUAAGCUAAUUUGUGAAAGAUGAAAAACGAUGCACCUUAUUUUUUAAAACAGAAUCGCCAUUAAUGAAAGUUAAAAUGUAACCUUCCCUUCCUUGGGCCUUCCUUUUUAAAAUUGCAAAUGUCCGAAACAUUAUUAUGGGGCUGGUGGGAAACACAUUCCUUUACAGCUGCUCCACACCUUAUAUUAAAUCCAGCCACCGUUUGUGCUGUUUUCACUUUAAAAUAACGCCACAUCAAACUCCAUAGUGAAAUGUUUUAACAUUGAUCUUCCUCUGGCAAAGUGUAUAACUGACAAAAAUGAAUUAAAGAAAUAGAUACAUUUCAAAUGAAUAUAUAGCUUCAAGUUAUAUACAUUACAAUGCUGAGUUUCCUCUUGUACUAUUGCUAUACUGUUGAAGUUAUACUUAAUAGUGCAAUUGCUGUUAAAACUUUACAGUACAGGUGGUUAUUGCUCAUUAUCUCCAAUAUUGAAACUAGCGACAAAAGAGCUGUUCCUAGCAAUUCAUUGGUCGUGCUUCAUUUAAUGUUUGAGGGACGUUUCUAGAUUGUCACCCUAGGUUAUCGAAAGCGUUAAAAAACUGCCAAACUAACGCAUAGAGAGCGUUAUCAUCUAUACAUGACCACAUUGUCGAAGGCGAUUGGGAUUGCAUAAACGUUAUUAGGGGUCCCCGAAAUACAGUUUGUACACAACGCACUAGAAAUAAAUAUGUCUUGUAGAUCUAAAAAUACUUUAAAAAAAUAAUAAAAUCAAAGAAUAGGCACAUAUGCGCACAGAUAUUCUAUCCCUUUUUUUUCGUGAAAUAAUACAAUAAAAUUGUGUUUGAAUUGUGCUAUUUGGUGAAAUGUGUUCCAUAUUUGGAACUGUAACACAACUCAAAUCAGAUUUUGACUAGAAAAGUACACAGAACAGUUUACUGGGUGUCUAUGCCUGACCACUGCUGGCAUUCUUUGCUAGACUGAAUACAAACCACAAUUGUCUUAACUUUAAACUCUGGACAAGAACUGUCCCUAAUUCCUAGGUCAAUAUUCAAAACUGAAGCAGUUGUUGAUCGAUUGCAACUAAGAGGAUUCAAUGACAGUCCAUAAAAUACAGUUUUCAAAAAUGUUAACUAAAAGAGGUCAUAAAUGAGCACAACAUAUGAGGAUACUGGCUGCAGUAGAAUGCCAGAUUAGCGACAGACAGACACCUGAAUGGUAACGCCUGCAGAUAGUAGGUGAGCUGGUAUCUGGACUCUUAAUGAACCUUUUUCUCUAUGGAGUUUGGUGUGUCACUCUCCCCUUAUAAAUAAUAUUGAGUGUCUUGAAUGAGUUGUGCGUGGAAGGAAAAGACUACAACUGCAUUUAGAGAUUAUUCUCUCACUAUAAGACACUUUUCAAUGAGUUGCCUUAGUGUCUGAGAGAUGCCACGGCCCAAUUAGCAAGUACAAGUUUUAAUCCAGCAGUAUUUUAUGUGAGCCUGACAGAAAUGUUGAUGGGGCGGAAGAAAGAACCCUCAGGUGCUUAAAAAGAUUUUGUGCUCUUCCAAGAGAAAACUGGAAGCAGAUGAAUCUUUAAUUACAAACUGAAAUCUGAAACGGGCUUUCCCCCAACCCAAUGUGGUGCGUUCUCCGGUGGUAGUGCUUUUACUUUGAAAGGGUUUCCUCGUGGUGUCAGGGUCAACACGUCUACAUGUCCUCCUGUGUCCCCAGUGAAAACACCACCCACCUCAUCCCAGUAUAGCUCUGCUAAGAGGACUGAAUGCUGUUGUACCAAGCUCAAAUCUAGUUAUGUUCAAAAUUACUGUAUUGCCCAUUUCAGAAUUUAGUGCCUUUUUUGGACAGUAGACUGUUCUGUAAUUAAGAUGUAGUAUAUAUACAUUUUUUUGUACAGUUUCUUUGUUCAUUUUUUUAACUUGUGUUUAUUUUAGUAUGAUAUAUAUAUAAUGUACAAGAGAAUAAAGCUAUAUCAAUGA